Scylla paramamosain (green mud crab) is the source of this 2452-nucleotide messenger RNA. RefSeq names its product ribosomal RNA-processing protein 8-like. NCBI's taxonomy places the organism in Eukaryota, Metazoa, Arthropoda, Malacostraca, Decapoda, Portunidae. The coding region runs from base 552 to 2357 and encodes 601 amino acids. The transcript has 5 exons. Gene Ontology annotation, biological process: regulation of transcription by glucose; rDNA heterochromatin formation; cellular response to glucose starvation. Gene Ontology annotation, cellular component: chromatin silencing complex; nucleolus; rDNA heterochromatin. Gene Ontology annotation, molecular function: methyltransferase activity. The record is from RefSeq and is a predicted model, not a curated record.
UUUUAAAGCUCAACUUUUAGCUUCCUAUAACUAAAUAGCAAAGGAAAAUUAAGUGUAUAUUCUUUAUUCUGAUAUUUAAGAUAAUUCUACUUACCUCGUGCAAUUUUGCUCAUGCUCAGGGGGUAUAGCACUCCCUACCAACUCUGGCUCAUUUACAGGGUGUAAGUAUUGAUAAAGAGAUAGUUGUCAAGAAGUCCAAGAAUAAGAAGAGGAAGCUCAAUGGUGAUGGCACAUUUGAGAAGUGUGAGCCAGAGGAUUUGGAGGUUCCACAGCAAGCUUCCAAGAAAAAGAAAAGAGGGAAGAUAGACCCAGUACCUGAGAUAAAGAAAAUUGAAAGCACAAAGGAACUCACUAGAAAUGGGCCAAAGAAGAUAAAAAAGGAAGAAAAGAAGACAAAGACCAAAAAGACAUUCUCAAACCAGGAAGAGAAUCAGAGUCAUGCCUCAGAACUUCAGACUGAAACAGGCAAUAAAUUGUUGCUAAGGAAAAAAAAGAAGAAUAGGAAAAACAAUAAGUACAAAGAAUUAAACAAAAGACAAAAAGAAGAGAGGAUGGCAACACAAACUGGUAUGGCAGAAGGCAAAAGUGAAUCCAAGCAGCAAAAUAUAACAACUAUUAAGAAGAGCCAAGAAUCAUUCCGAGCCAUUGCAUCAAAAGAAGAGGUACAGUCUAGUCAAAACAAGGAAGUUAAGAAGAAAAAGAAAAAGAAGAAGAAAUCCAAGUUAUUAGAUAAUACAAACAGCACUGUACAUGAGGAGGACAGCACAAUUAGCCUGAAGAAUAGUCCAGACACAUCUCAUCAUGAUGUCAAGCAAAACAUGAAGCAUGCCAAUGGUCAUGAGAGUGAAGUGAACUCCCAUAAUUCACAAGCCAUUGAUGUUGAUAUUAAGAAGAAAAAGAAAUCUGCCAGCAAGUCUUCUGAUGUCAUUGUGUUAAAUGGCAUUGGUGAACAGUCAUAUCAUGAAAGCAACAGCCACCAGAAUGCAAGUAAUGGGAAAGUUAAAAAGAAGAACAAAAUCAGAAGUGGAAAAACUGAUGUAGAAAUUAUUGAAAAAAAGAAUGGCAUUGAAAGUUCUGCAUCUAUACAUGAACUUGAAAAAGUGGUUGCUGGAGAAGGAACCAAGAAAAAAAAGAAAAAGAAAGAAAAGGGAAAUUCAUUGAAAGCCAAAGAUAACAUUUCAGAUUCCAAGAAGGUCAAGUUAGACAAACAAAAAAAUGGAAGAAAAUUCUCAAAGAAGGUAAAAGAGAGUGAUGAUGAAGAAGAACUAAUUUUUGAUGGUGAUGAAGAGUGCAGCGAAAGUUUCAAGAAAGACUUUCGUGCUCUCUUAUCUAGUCUGAAUUUUAGUCAAGUCAAAACCCCAGAUUCAGGCAGAGGGGAAAGUAAUGAUGAUGAUGAUGAUGAAUUUGAGAUGAGCAAUGGACAAGAAUUUGCACCAACUAAAAAACAUAAAAGAUCAUUGGACAAGGACAAUGAAGAUGAAAGAAAAAAUAAGGGUUUAAAAAAGAAAAAGAAGAUGGAGAGUGCCAAAACAACUCAAAUGAAAGUAAAUGAUAGACAGGAUUCAAAUGAAUGUCAGACUCCUAGGUCAGCUGUCAAAAAAAAUGCUAAAUUUAACAAAGAAAAAGUGGCUAAGUUGCUGGAAGAAGCUGCAAGGAUACAGAGGGAGAAACCGAGUCCUCCUUCUGGGCCAGUUGACUCACUUAAGCAAAAGAUGGAAGAGAGACUGAUGGCAGCCAGAUUCAGGAUGGUCAAUGAGGAACUGUAUACCAAGAACAGCAGUGAGGCACAGCAACUCUUCAAGAGGGACCCCGCAGCCUUUGAUGCCUACCACCAGGGUUACCAAACACAGGUCCGCCAGUGGCCAGUCAACCCCUUGGAUUUAAUCGUCAAGUGGCUCAGUAAAAAACCCAAGGAGUGGGUGGUGGCUGACAUGGGGUGUGGAGAGGCAACACUGGCCCAGCGUGUGCCCCAGAGCUGUGUUCACUCCCUUGACCUGGUGGCAGCCAAUCCCCAGGUAACAGCAUGUGACAUGGCUCACACGCCCCUGGCAGCAGCCUCUGUGGAUGUGGUGGUGUUCUGUCUCUCUCUUAUGGGUACCAACCUCAAGGACUUCAUGAUGGAAGCCAACAGAGUUUUGAGAUCAGGUGGUAUCAUGAAGAUUGCUGAGGUAGAGAGUCGAUUUGGAGAUGUGAAGGAAUUUGAAAAACACCUGGCCAGGUAUGGCUUCCACUGCACAGCAAGAGAUACCUCUCACCAAUACUUCUUUCUUUUUGAUUUUAAGAAAACUCACAAACUCAAGAAGAUGGCAAGUUUGCCGGAUAUUUUCUUAAAGCCAUGUUUGUACAAGAAGAGAUGAACUUUUGGUUAUGGUGUUGUGUACUACAUGACAGUUCAGGUACAGUACAUCUGAUAGUUACUGUAUUGAUUCUUUAGUACAUACUUGUCUUUUUA